Messenger RNA from Propithecus coquereli (Coquerel's sifaka), 8877 nucleotides. RefSeq names its product PDZ domain containing 2 (gene PDZD2). The record is from RefSeq and is a predicted model, not a curated record. NCBI's taxonomy places the organism in Eukaryota, Metazoa, Chordata, Mammalia, Primates, Indriidae. Bases 379 to 8877 code for a protein of 2832 amino acids. The transcript has 26 exons. Gene Ontology annotation, molecular function: protein binding.
UGGCUGCUGUUGGCUUAGGUGUGAAUGAGCCCAGGAGAGGACAUUCUGCCACUGCUGGAGGAAUCCCCCAUUUCCAUGUCAUUCGUGUGGGCCCUGCUGUGAAAUGAAUCCAGCAAGGACUUGUUGGACGCUUCCUUCCUUCCCUUGUUGAAUACUCCAGAGCCAUUGUUCCCCUGUUGUUCCCAUUGGGUCCUGUCCUCCUCUUGCCAAGGCAAAUAGCCCAGUCUCAAGUAGGUGUCCCUAGGCUCAUCUGUCAGCCUGAACAUGAACAUAAGCAAAGCUGAUGACAGCCAGGGUUCCCAAGGGAUGUGGGGCCCUGCGGGGUCCAGCCCCCAGGAGCAAGACCUCUCAUGAUGUUGGUGUCUGGGAGUGAGCACCAUGCCCAUCACCCAGGACAAUGCCGUGCUGCACCUGCCCCUCCUCUACCAGUGGCUGCAGAACAGCCUGCAGGAGGGCGGGGACGGGCCGGAGCAGCGGCUCUGCCAGGCGGCCAUCCAGAAGCUGCAGGAGUACAUCCAGCUGAACUUUGCAGUGGACGAGAGUACAGUCCCCCCUGACCAUAGUCCCCCAGAAAUGGAGAUCUGUACUGUGUACCUCACCAAGGAGCUAGGGGACACAGAGACUGUGGGCCUUAGUUUUGGGAACAUCCCUGUUUUCGGGGACUAUGGCGAAAAGCGCAGAGGGGGCAAGAAGAGGAAAACCCACCAGGGCCCUGUGCUGGACGUGGGCUGCAUCUGGGUGACGGAGCUGAGGAAGAACAGCCCGGCGGGGAAGAGCGGGAAGGUCCGACUGAGGGAUGAGAUCCUCUCCCUGAACGGGCAGCUGAUGGUCGGAGUUGAUGUGAGCGGGGCCAGUUACCUGGCUGAGCAGUGCUGGAAUGGCGGCUUCAUCUACCUGAUCAUGCUGCGUCGCUUUAAGCAUAAAGCCCAUUGUACUUAUAAUGGCAACAGUGGCAACAGCUCUGAACCAGGAGAGACACCUACCUUGGAACUGGGUGACCAAACUGCGAAAAAGGGGAAAAGAACGAGAAAGUUUGCGGUCAUUUCCAGGCCUCCUACCAGCAAGGCCCCUGAAGAAUCCAAGGGCAACGCUGGCUGUGAGUCUGCCAGUGACCCCAGCGCUGAGCUGGAGAAUGGCCCAGACCCUGAACUUGGAAAUGGGCAUGCCUUUCAGCUAGAAAAUGGACCCCAUCUAGAGAGGUCAGAAGUGGCCAGAGGGACAGAACAUGGAAUUCCAAAGACAGAUGCUCCUCUGACCACAAGCAAUGACAAACAGCGCUUCUCAAAAGGUGGGAAGACGGACUUCCAGUCAAGUGACUGCCUGGCACGGGAGGAAGUUGGCCGGAUAUGGAAGAUGGAGCUGCUCAAAGAAUCGGAUGGGCUGGGAAUUCAGGUUAGUGGAGGCCGAGGAUCAAAGCGCUCACCUCACGCUAUCGUUGUCACUCAAGUGAAGGAAGGAGGUGCCGCUCACAGGGAUGGCAGAUUGUCCUUAGGAGAUGAGCUGCUGGUGAUCAAUGGUCACUUACUGGUCGGGCUCUCCCACGAGGAAGCUGUGGCCAUUCUGCGCUCAGCUACUGGGAUGGUGCAGCUGGUGGUGGCCAGCAAGGAAACCUCUGCAGAGGAACUCCUCAGGUUAACAUCUAAGAGUUUGCCCGAGCUGACCAGCUCCAUAGAGGACGUGUCCUCUUGGACCGACAAUGAGGACCAGGAGCCAGACGGAGAAGAGGAUGUAGGAACCGGCUCGUCUUCCCUCCAGGGAGCAAUGCCUGGGACAGAUGAGCCCCAAGAUUUACAUGGCACUGACGACUCCAAGGGGAAUGUGGAAAGUCCCAAACAGGGCAGCAGUAAAACAAAGCUCAAGAGUCGUCUCUCGGGGGGUGUACACCGCCUAGAAUCUGUUGAAGAAUAUAAUGAGCUGAUGGUGCGGAAUGGGGACCCCCGGGCCCGGAUGCUGGAGGUCUCCCGAGACGGCCGGAAGCACUCCCUGCCCCAGCUGCUGGACUCCUCCAGAGCAGCACAGGAAUACCACAUCGUGAAGAAGUCUACCCGCUCCUUAAGCACUACUCAGGUGGAAUCUCCUUGGAGACUCAUCCGGCCAUCCGUUAUCUCUAUCAUUGGGCUGUACAAAGAAAAAGGCAAGGGCCUUGGCUUUAGCAUUGCUGGAGGUCGAGACUGCAUUCGGGGACAGAUGGGAAUUUUUGUCAAGACCAUUUUCCCAAACGGAUCAGCUGCAGAGGAUGGAAGACUUAAAGAAGGGGAUGAAAUCCUAGAUGUGAAUGGAAUACCAAUAAAGGGCUUGACGUUUCAAGAAGCCAUUCAUACCUUUAAGCAAAUCCGGAGUGGAUUAUUUGUCUUAACAGUACGCACAAAGUUGCUGAGCCCCAGCCUCACGCCCUGCUCGACACCCACACACAUGAGCAGAUCCGGCUCCCCGAACUUCAACACCGGCAGGGGGACCUCAGCGGGCAGCUCCGAGGAGAGCGGUUCUUCAUCCCUGGGUCGGAAGGCCCCUGGGCCCAAGGACAGGAUUGUCAUGGAAGUAACACUUAACAAAGAGCCAAGAGUUGGAUUGGGCAUUGGUGCCUGCUGCUUGGCCCUAGAAAACAGUCCUCCAGGCAUCUACAUUCACAGCCUGGCCCCGGGAUCCGUGGCCAAGAUGGAGAGCAACCUGAGCCGCGGAGAUCAAAUCCUAGAAGUGAACUCCGUCAACGUUCGCCAUGCUGCUUUAAGCAAAGUCCACGCCAUCUUGAGCAAAUGCCCCCCAGGACCUGUUCGCCUUGUCAUUGGUCGGCACCCUAAUCCAAAGGUUUCCGAGCAGGAAAUGGAUGAAGUGAUAGCACGCAGCACUUAUCAGGAGAGCAAAGAGGCCAAUUCCUCUCCUGGCUUAGGUACCUCCUUGAAGAGUCCCUCUCUUGCAAAAAAGGACUCCCUUAUCUCUGAAUCUGAACUCUCCCAGUACUUUGCCCACGAUGUCCCCGGCCCCUUGUCAGACUUUGUGGUGGCCGGCUCUGAGGACGAGGAUCACCCGGGAAGUGGCUGCAGCACGUCAGAGGACAGCAGCCUGGCCCCCGGCCCCCCCACUCACAAAGAGCCAGGAAAAGCCAGGGCCAACAGCCUCGUGUGUCUGGGAAGCCCACGGGCCUCUGGGCUCUUCCACAAGCAGGUGACAGUUGCCAGACAAGCCAGUCUCCCCGGAAGCCCCCAGGUCCUCCGAAACCCUCUCCUCCGUCAGAGGAGGGUGGGCUGCUACGAUGCCAGUGAUGAGGAAGAGUUUGAUGGAGAAGGAGACUGCAUCUCACUCCCAGGGGCCCUUCCAGGUCGCAGCAGGCCUCUGACAGAGGAUGACUCCAGGCACGUCUUGACGACCCCUUCCAAGGUCAUGGAUGUCAACAACCAAGAGGAGCAACCUCGGAAAACACUGGUCAGCAAGGCCUGCUCAGCACCCGUCAUCGGCAGCUCAGUGGACCUAGAGGAGAGUGCCCCAGAGGAUAUGGUGGACACUCCUUCCCACACAGCCAAGCUGAUGGACUCCGCAGAGGCCCCCAAGGCGGGCGCUGGGGGCCUGUGGAAGAAGGAACUGUCAGGAUCGAGUAGUUUGCCCAAAUUGGAAUACAAAGCCCAUGUAGGCACCCAGAGUCCGAUGAGCACAGAGAGCCCCAGUUCCCCCCAGCAGAAGAGUGAAGGCCUAGGGUCUAAGCACAGACCAGUGGCCAGGGUCAGCCCCCACUGCAAGAGACCCGAGGCUGAGGCCAGGCCCAGCAGCUCAGGGACAGUCAACUUGACCGGCAGAGCCAGGGAACCAUGCAGUCUGGACUUGAAAAUCCAGGCCACGUCCAUCAAGGUGACCAUUCCUGGUUUUCAGCCAGGUGGAACCAUGGAGAAGGAAUCCCUGGGAAAGCUGACCACCGCAGAUGCUCGUGUCCCAACCAACAGUGGACCAGCCAGUGCUCUGUCCCACCCGGACACCGGCCACCUCACAGAGAACCUGUCCAAAGCUACACCAGAGCAGGGGCAACAACCUGUGACUGGACUGGACAGCUCCCCAGACCUCAUCCCUCCCCCAGGGAAGAAGGGGGCCGCACACCCUGACCCCAGCAAGACCUCGGUAGGCGCAGAGCAAGUCGUUCAGCCCGAGAACCCUGGCCAGCGGGUGUCACCCGGGGACUCCAAGUCCAAGGGUAGAUCGCCAGUCAGACUGGCCCGAGAGGGCAGCACGUCCCCAGGGGAGGAGGCAGCGGCCCCUCCUGGCUGCAGCAAGACUGCUUCAGAAGCCAGCUUGCCCCACAGCACCAGGAGUGUGGCUGCUCUCAGGGGAGCAGGACCUGGGACAGAGGGAGUCACACCAGCUAGUACCAUCCUGUCACGAGACCUCCUCACAUCCCAGGAAAAGAGACAGGGAGCUCCCAGUAACCACAGUGAGGCUUUGGAAACGACAGGAAUCCGUGCACCUGAAAACUCUGGGGAGUCUGCUCUGAUGGAGGGAACAGAUGCUGUGUCUACAAGGACACCGCAGGCCAGCCUCUCCCUGCCGCGAUCCACUGACACGACCAAAGGAGUGUGUGGCAGUGUCUCAGGGCACUGCUGCCCGGGGGGGAGUAGAGAGAGCCCUGUGACGGACAUCGACAAACUCAUCAGGGAACUGGAUGCUUCUGAGGCAAGGUCUCCAUCUUCCCAGAAAGGACAGCGUGGGAGUCCACAGGGCAGUUCUCAGGGCCACCCUCCAGCAGGAGCUGGAGACGGGAGUUCCCGCCAGGCUGAGCCUAUUGCGGUCACGGGGGGCCAGGUGUCCUCCCCGAGGAGGGCCCGGGCUGCGGGUCCCCUCCCUCAAGCACAGUGGGCCUCCCAGGCUUCGGUUUUGGAUUCAAUUAAUCCUGACAAACACUUUACUGUGAACAAAAACUUUCUGAGCAACUACUCUAGAAAUUUUAGCAGUUUUCAUGAAGACAGCACCUCCCUCUCGGGCCUGGGCGACAGCACAGAGCCAUCUCUCUCUUCCAUGUACGGCGAUGCUGAGGACUCGUCUUCUGACCCCGAGUCGCUCACUGAAGCCCCACGAGCUUCAGCCAGGGACAGCUGGUCGCCUCCUCCCUCCCAUGGCUCUUCGCACAAGCAAGAUGCCCCGGAGUCUGAGGAGGAGCAAAUCGAAAUCUGUUCCACGAGUGGCUGCCCCGAUCCGCCCUCGAGUCCUGCUCAUCCUCCCGCCCAGGCCGCCCCCUGCCCUGCCUCAGCCAAGGUUCUGCCACUGAAACACAGCGCUCUGAGCGAGCCGGUGCGGAGUCUGCGUGAGAGAGCCACCUUCUUGCCAGGAGCCCCGUGCACUUCGAUCCCGAACUCUUCCCCACCGUUUUCACUCUUGGAUACAAGCUCUCCGGAGCACGAAACUCACGUGGACAUAAGCAUUUCACAGAACCACAGGCCACAGGCCUUACGUGCAGAAGAAACAGUAGAUGACACCAGCGCUAGCUCAGCCGUGGAAAACAGUCCCCCUUCUAACAUCACGAGACAUCUCCACAAGCCCCCGGUCACUCUCAGCUGCCCUAACAUGGUAAAUGGUUUGGAACAUGACUUUCUGGGUGAUGAAACCCCACAUAAACGUGACACAAACAUUAAUGCCACUGAGCAUCCGUCCUCCUCAGGUGUGGAUGUCCCGAAGAUUGGAGAAUCUGUUUUUACAAACCUACACAUCUCUGAAAGCCUGGAUGACUUGCUACAGAAGCCAAAAGUGAUUGCCAGGAGGCCCAUCAUGGCCUGGUUUAAAGAAACAAACAAAAAUACGCAAGGCAUGCACGUGCAGGGCAAGGCUGAGAAGGAGCAAUCCACGACACCGGCCAGCAGUCCUGACUCCAAAACUCAGCUGUGGAGCUCAGGCCACACGAAGGGGGUCGCUGUGCUGCAGAGCCCUCCGCAGCCAAAAACGAACCUGGAAAAUAAAGACCCAUCUAAGAAAAGUCCAGUGGAAACGCUUCUGAGUAGCUGUCAGAAACCCAAGUGUGGCCCUAAGCUGAAGAGGCUUAGCAUCAAGAGCAAAGGCAGAGUCAGCACCGAGGCCCCCGCCACCAACGCUGCAAAGGCUGGGGGUCUGGACUACAGGAAGCCCCUCACUUCACCCCAGGCCUCCCACAAAAUGCUCUCUAAGGGAGCGUCACAGCAGUUCCACCUGGCUGACCACGAGGAACCCGACAAAAACGCCGCAGCCAGCCCCAGGUCUCCCCAGUGUGUGCUGGAGAGCAAGCCGCCCCCUGCUGCCUCUGGGUCACCGAAGCCCUUGGCGUCAGACAUGAGCAUCAGGACGUUCAUUUCACCUGUGACCUCCCCCAAGACCCUUCCUGAGCAGGCUGCAUGCAGUAGGUCCCACACGGCUGUCCACUCAGAACCUGACAGAGGCUGCCCAACUGCCCCCAGAUCUCCCAAGUGUGGACCAGAGGGCAGGGUGCCCCGUGCCGAUUCCGAGCUGGGGAGCCCAGCGGCACCCAGGAGCAGCGCGUCCACGGCAGGGAGCAGGCAGGGCGAGCAGCGUCCACCCAGCCACGCGGUGUCAGCGUCAGAUGCAGCCCAGCCCAGGCUGACCGGCGAGAAGGGAAGCAACACAAUUGCUAGUGAUGCCCUAGAAAGAACAAACCAGCUGAAAAUAGUUGAGAUUGCUUCUGAAAGUGUGCCAAAGAAUGCAUGUGGUGACAAGCCAGCUGAAUGUGACAGGCAGGGAGGGUCCUCGGCCCAGAGCCACUGCCAGGAGAAGAGUGAAAUCAGACUCUGUCACCAGUUAGUAGAAUCGUCCCCAAAUCAUCCAUCCUUACUCACCUCUCACGCCCCCCAGGGAGAGCAAGAAAUGCACCGAUCGUUCAGCAUGGCGAAACUGGCUUCCUCCUCCUCGCCCCAGCUGCCUGCUAAAAAGGCAGAUUCCUCCCAGGGAAAAUCCCGCCAGAUGUCAGACUCCCUAGGGAUGCCCAAGAAUGGCGUAGCAACAGGCCCUGCGGGGGAGGACCAUCCGUACUUCACACCAAGGCCAGCAACCAGGACCUACUCCAUGCCAGCCCAGUUCUUAAGCCACUUUGGACGGGAGGGUCAUUCUCCACACAGCCCUGCUCGCUCUCCUCGGGACAGUCAGCUGCCUGUGACGGGAGGUGGUCUCCCCGAGGCAAAGGCAUGCAAAGGUGGUAUUCUCGGCCUCGUUAAUGGACAGGGUGUGUAUAGUGUAAAGCCUCUACAGGAAACAUCGAGGAACCUUCCGGCAACAGAUGAAGGGGAUGUCAUUUCAGUCCAGGAGACGAGCUGCCUAGUCACAGACAAAAUCAAAGUCACCAGAAGACAUUACUGCUAUGAACAGAACUGGCCCCAUGAAUCUACCUCAUUUUUCUCUGUGAAGCAGCGGAUCAAGUCUUUUGAGAAUUUGGCCCACUCUGACAGGCCUACAGCCAAGUCUGGGGCAUCCCCUUUUCUGUCGGUGAGCUCCAAGCCUCCCAUUGGGAGACGGUCUUCUGGCAGCAUUGCUUCGGGGAGCCUCAGCCACGCCGUGGAUGCAGCGGUCAGGUCGCUGAGACGCAGCUUGAGUUCCUGCAGUGAAAGCCAGAGUGAAACCAGCGCCCUUCUCCCCCAGAUGACCAAGUCCCCAUCCAGCAUGACGCUGACCAUCUCCCGACAGCAUCUGCCAGAGACCAGUAACAAAGGCCCUGGUUGCGACCCAAAGAAAUCCCUUGGUCCUUCAGGAAUUCCCCCCGCAACAGUGACCCCAGCCUCUCCCAUCAAGAGGAACAAGUCCUCAGUGCGCCAUGCCCAGCCCUCGCCCGUGUCCCGCUCCAGGCUGCAGGAACUGAGAGCCUUGAGCAUGCCGGACCUCGACAAGCUCUGCAGCGAGGACUACUCGGCAGGGCCCAGCGCCAUGCUCUUCAAAACCGAGCUGGAGAUUGUCCCCAGGAGGUCGCCCAGCUCCCUGGCUGGAGGCCUUUCCUAUCCCGAGAAGGGUGGGAAAAGAGCCUGUCCAGGAGGAAGUGGCCCUAAAACCAGUGAGCCUGGAACACCCAGUCCAGCCAGUGAUACAGGCAAAACUGCCCAGGAUCUGCCUUCCGGAAAAAGCUGGUCAGUUAAUUUGGAUCGACUUCUAGCCUCGGCAGGGGAACAGCAAAGAUUACAGUCUGUUUUAUCGUCAGUGGGAUCAAAAUCUACUGUCCUAACCCUCAUUCAGGAAGCGAAAGCACAAUCAGAGAAUAAAGAAGAUGUUUGCUUCAUAGUGCUGACUAGAAAAGAAGGCUCAGUCCUGGGAUUCAGUGUGGCAGGAGGGGCAGACGUGGAGCCCAAACCAGUCAUGGUCCACAGGGUGUUUUCUCAGGGGGCGGCUUCUCAGGAAGGGACCAUGAGCCGAGGGGAUGUCCUUCUGUCAGUCAAUGGCACCUCAUUGGCUGGCUUAGCCCACGGGGAUGUCCAGAAGGUUCUGCACCAGGCACAGCUGCACAAAGAUGCCCUCGUGGUCAUCAGGAAAAGGACUGAUCAGCCCAGGCCCUCCACCAGGCAGGAGCCUCCCACGGCCAAUGGGAAGGGCUCACUGUCCAGAAAGAUCAUCCCCCUGGAGCCUGGCAUUGGGAGAAGCGUGGCUGUACAUGAUGCUCUGUGUGUUGAAGUGCUGAAGACCUCAGCUGGGCUGGGAUUGAGUCUGGAUGGAGGAAAAUCUUCGUCUGUGUCUGGAGACGGGCCCCUGGUCAUUAAAAGAGUGUACAAAGGUGGUGCAGCUGAACAAGCUGGAAUAAUAGAAGCUGGAGAUGAAAUUCUUGCUAUUAAUGGGAAACCCUUGGUUGGGCUCAUGCACUUCGAUGCCUGGAAUAUUAUGAAGUCUGUUCCAGAGGGACCUGUGCAGUUAGUAAUUAGAAAGCAUAGGAAUUCUUCGUAA